GAGCGGCGAGUGACAGCUACCCAAUGGGGGCCGCCGGCUCUCCCAUCCUGAGGAGCGGGGGGUGGGGACCUCCCCGCCGCCGCCUGAGGAAUGUCAACUAUUCAACAUGGAGACGGCGGUUACCAAGCUCGAGACCAUGUUCCAGAAGGCAGAAUCUGACCUGGAUUGUAUUCGACACAGACUGGAGUUUGAAAUAUUGAAAGGUCUUCCUGAUGAUCUGGCACCAGAGGAAAAUCCAGUUGCUCUCUUGGAAGAAAUUGCAGUGGUGAAAUCUCGUUACAAAAUGUUGUGUAUGCAGAUGAAAAAAGUUUUCACAGAGCAGAGAGAAUCCAUCAGGAGCAUCUGUGCUGCUCUAGUGAACACAGCGGAGAUAGUUCGGGUGUUAAAGCAACAUGCUGGUCUUGAGUGCUUACCCCUGUCAGCAGAAGAACAGGCUGCAGCACUGCAGUUAACCAGCCAAACUGCUGAAUUGCUAACGGAAGAGGUAAUGAGGCCAAAGCAUGUCUAUAUUCCAGAAACCAUUAAUCCUGAGUGUAGCUCAUCUGAAGUCGGAAGGCCAUCUUAUUCAGAACCUACAAGCACUGCCUCAACUGAAGGUAAAGGAGCACUGUUUUGGAGAUGAACAAGAUGAAUAUGAAAGCCACUGACUCAAGAAUACAAAUCUUGAAAGAGCUGGCUAUUGCGGAACUUGACAAACAAGGAAAUGUUAAAUUGGUUGUGUGAAUAAAGGCUUGGGCCAUGUUCAUUUGA
Molecule: messenger RNA, 750 nt
Organism: Neopsephotus bourkii (Bourke's parrot)
Lineage: Eukaryota; Metazoa; Chordata; Aves; Psittaciformes; Psittacidae
Gene: SKA2
Product: spindle and kinetochore associated complex subunit 2
Exons: 6
Coding region: 107-622 (171 amino acids)
Biological process (GO): mitotic cell cycle; chromosome segregation; cell division
Cellular component (GO): outer kinetochore; spindle microtubule
Molecular function (GO): microtubule binding
Source: RefSeq, a predicted model, not a curated record